Lethenteron reissneri (Far Eastern brook lamprey) is the source of this 1584-nucleotide messenger RNA. RefSeq names its product prolyl 4-hydroxylase subunit alpha-1-like. NCBI's taxonomy places the organism in Eukaryota, Metazoa, Chordata, Hyperoartia, Petromyzontiformes, Petromyzontidae. The record is from RefSeq and is a predicted model, not a curated record. Gene Ontology annotation, molecular function: procollagen-proline 4-dioxygenase activity; protein binding. Gene Ontology annotation, cellular component: endoplasmic reticulum.
AUCCACCAUUGGCUCAGUCGCUUCAGGUCACGCAGCAGAUUGCAAGAAGCAGGCAGCAAGCAGCAAGCAGCAGGCGUUGGCUCCGUGUGAACGCUUCCGAAGACGGCGCGCGGGCGAUCGGGACUUCUAUUCGGAGUUGGCCAUCAUGCUUCGGCUGUUGCUGCUUGUGCUGGUGGUUCAGCCUGCACUGAUGGAGGUGUUCACAUCAAUAGGACACAUGAGCGAGCUGCUCGACACCGAAUCGGACCUCCUGCGCUCUCUCGACUCGUACAUCGCCGAGCAACAGAGACGUCUGCACAGCCUGAGAGCGUGGGCGGAGUCUAUACAGGAAGUCUGCCGCUCCGCGACCCUCGACCCGGAAGGGUUCCUGGGCAAUCCGGUCAACGCCUACCGGCUACUCAAGAGGCUGGGGCAGCAGUGGCGGACGCUGGACGACACGGCCAUCAUGAACCCGGCAACCGAGUUCCUAGCGAACAUAUCUGCCCAGCGUCUGCGGCUGCCCACCGAGGAGGAUGUGACCGGGGCAGCCAAGGCUCUGAUGCGUCUCCAGGACACCUACAGACUGAGCACGCGCGACAUCGCAGACGGGAACCUACCAGAGUUCCUAGCGAACAUAUCUGCCCAGCGUCUGCGGCUGCCCACCGAGGAGGAUGUGACCGGGGCAGCCAAGGCUCUGAUGCGUCUCCAGGACACCUACAGACUGAGCACGCGCGACAUCGCAGACGGGAACCUACCAGGCGCGAUGCACCGUGACGCUCUGUCUGCCCACGACUGCUACGACCUGGGCUGCGUCGCCUACACGGAGGGCGACUACCGCCACACGCAGCUGUGGAUGCGGCAGGCGCUGCGCAUGAUGCACCGAGGAGGAGGAGGGGAGAGACGUGGGGCGGAGGGGGGAGAAGCGGAGGAGACUCCGGGGGGAGGAGGAUCGGCGGUGGAGGGGGUGGAGUGGCUGACGGGAGCGGCGGUGGUGGACGAGGUGGAUGUCUUGGACCACCUGAGCUUCGUGGCGUUUCAGCAGGGCAAGACGGAGGAAGCGAAUGCGCUAACGAAGCGGCUGCUCACGCUGGACCCGUCUCACGAGCGUGCGCAGGGGAACCUCGACUACUUCUCCCGGGCGCUGUCCGCCAAGCGGAAGGGCGACGACGAAUCUCACCUCCUCACGACCGGCAUCCACAGCGACUCAUCUUCCUCCUCGUCGUCGUCAUCCUCGAAGAGGAGGAGGAAGGACACGAUGGGGGGAGAGAGACUCGGGGAGGAGGAGGAGGAAGUGGAGGUGGAAGAAGAAGUGGAUGAGGAGGUGGACGAUGGGAAAAGUGCAAGCUACAUGAAGCUGUGUCGGGGAGAGGGGAUCAAGAUGGCAGCACCAAUGUAGGAGACACUCUGCCCUCGGGGCAGCUCUCCAACGUGUCGUGGAGACGCACCGGCGUGCGCUACACCAACAACGAGGCGUACUUCGACGUGAUUGAGGAGGUGGAUGCCAUCAUUGAUCGCUCUGGCUCCACGGUUACGGCUGAGAUUCAGGGCGUGAUUGACGCCUGUGUGAAGCUAACGGGGAUGCCUGACCUCACACUCUCCUUCAUG